Amphimedon queenslandica is the source of this 420-nucleotide messenger RNA. Its product is annotated as dolichol phosphate-mannose biosynthesis regulatory protein-like. The record is from RefSeq and is a predicted model, not a curated record. Gene Ontology annotation, biological process: GPI anchor biosynthetic process; dolichol phosphate mannose biosynthetic process. The transcript has 4 exons. Gene Ontology annotation, cellular component: dolichol-phosphate-mannose synthase complex; endoplasmic reticulum membrane. Bases 50 to 313 code for a protein of 87 amino acids. NCBI's taxonomy places the organism in Eukaryota, Metazoa, Porifera, Demospongiae, Haplosclerida, Niphatidae. Gene Ontology annotation, molecular function: enzyme regulator activity.
AUACGGAAAAGUUUUAAUUAAUUUGGAGUAUACGGAAUAUUAAAAGACAAUGGCAACAUUGAGUGAUAGGAUUUUUGGAGGAUCUCUAAUUCUUCUUGCAUUAGCCAUUUUUACUUAUUACACUCUCUGGGUAGUCAUUCUUCCAUUUUUAGAUCCUGAUCACUUCCUGCACAGUUUCUUUCUUCCUCCAGUGUACGCCAUCACUCUACCACUGGGAGGGAUCGCUGCUUUAUUUGUAUUAGUUGGUGUUUUUGUUGCCACAGUGAUGAUCAAGGAUCGUGCCAAGAGAAAGGCAAAGGCGAAAACCAAAUGACACCAGUUAUUAAUAGUUAUUAAUGAUUAUUAAUAGUUAUUAACUGUUCAUAUUCAAUAAUUUAUACAUGCUCUUCUGCUUUUGAACUAAAUUGAUUAAAAAAAUAA